GGAGAUUUUUGUUUACGUUUGUCAUUUAUUUUGUCAGUCAGUUUAUCAAAAGAUGUACACUUUAGAAAGUACAUAAACACUAAUUGUCUAAUUAUUUUUCAAAAUAAAUGAACACUGGUGAGACAAUAGUUAUCAAUGAAAUAUGCAUAUUUAAACAAAUGAAAACCAGUAGUCCCUAAUACUUAAUUAAAUGUAGCUCUAACUUUAAUUUUAAUUCUAGAAUUAGUACUUUAGUCUUAGACCAGGACUAGUUAGGGCCCUAGGUACCAGAGAGUAGGGGCUAGGGAGCUUAGGCUGUAAUUUAAUAUUAGUAGACACUUAAUAUGUAUAUUAGUUAGUGAUUAGUCUUAGGCCUACCCUAUUAUUUUAUUUUUGAGUUAUUUUAGUCUUUAGCCCACAAAAAAUCGAAAUUGCAGUUCAAUCAGUGUGGUGGCACAGAGCCUCUGAAAACAAUUCUGCUUAAUAUUUCCUAAUUGUCUUGGUCAUUGCAUAGACGAUUUAGGACUGUAUGUGAAUGUGUGCUUGGUGGUGCCUAAGCCUAAUGCCCCGCUUUACUCUAAGCCUUAUACUUAUACAGUACAUAUACCAAGUGGGGCAGAACAUUUUAGUUUUAGGUGAUAUGAGCGUAACUGGGUUUUUGACGCCCUUGGCUAAUUUAAUUUUGGCGCCCUUUUGUUCAAAUAAAAAUUUUAAAAAUUAGAGAUUUAGUGGCGCCCUUUUGAACUGGCACAGGCCGGCGCCCUUGGCAACAGCCCCAAUGCCAAGCCGUUGUUACGCCACUGGUGAUGGUGAUGUAAAGUCUUUUUUGCAAUGAUUAAAAUGCAUAAUAACUGGCCUAUUAAUCACUAAUCGGUUGUAAUUGUAAUAGCAAAACCCAUCAAUCUGUUAUAGGCCAAUUUGCUUACUGGCGCAGCCAUAAUUUUUAAACCUUUUUGCUUUUUGUUGUUGUCUGUUUAAAAACUCCUCAUUUAAAGCUCAUUUCAUAAGUUCAAGACAACUUUAAGUAAAAAAGACAAAGUAAAUACUUUUAAUUUAGAUCUUUUAGACUGGGUGUGGCCAAAUCAUAAUGCCUCUUAGGACACUUUGAUAGCGAGUAAACCUUUUGCGGGCCACAUGUACAUAACGUAAUAUUAAAAUAAACACCCACCAAAUGCAAUUAAGCAUUUUUAAUCUAAUCUUAAUGCCCAUAAUAAAAUGAAAAAUAACAAAACUAAAUAAAAAUAAACUAAUGUGAUCUUUUUUUGUCUAUUCUCUCCCUCAAAUUUUUAAAAUCGGUUUCUUUGUCAACUGAAUGAUGAAUGAAUAAGUUGUUUUUUUUUUAAAAUAAAUCACGCAUUUAUUGUGGAGCAAUAUUUGACAGGGCUGGUGGACCCUGUUUAAGAGCUAUCGUCUAUAGGCCUACAAAGUAUAAUUUUAUUUUAGAUUACUAUUAACAUCAUUUAUAUGUAAUUUCUAACCAUUCCAUUUUCCAGUGUAACAUCAGAUUUAAUUCAAAUGGAAAAUAAAAAAGUAAAUAAGCCAUUCUAUGCCUUGCCUGAAAAGACCCAAACCAGUUCUCAGAUUGUAAGUGCAGCUCGCUCAUCACUUCGAACCUUUGACACAAGACGCCCAAAUACUCCACGUGAUGAACAGAGACAUUUAUUUCCUUCAUCUACUAGCAGAACACCUGAAACCAGACCACCAAGUGCCUUCAGGUGAUCAUUUAAAACUAACACCUUUAUUAGAGAUAGAAAUUAAUAAGUCUAGUACUGUAAGUGCAUACUUCAAAAUGUCUAGAUUAUUUUAACAUCAGUGAAGAAGAAGAAGAUGGUUAAUAUUUUUCAGGCACUUAACUCUUUCUCUCCGGAACAACGCUCCCAUCAUCGAUUUGAAAUGAAGAUUUUGGCGUAUCGUCGAUGUAUAAAACCCUGUUUAUUUCGGUUCUUUUCUUAGCUAUUGGUUUUUAAUUAUUUUAAAUCAAUUCUAGAAUGAUUUCCUUUUUUAUAAAAAUCCAUUUUUUCUGUGUUUGAACGAGGUUUUGCAGAGAACGAAGUGUUUGAAGCCGUUGUUUUGAUUGUCCAUUUUAUUUUUGUUUACAAACAUGAAAUCUUGACCUAACCCAUCUUGUGAUCGAUCUAAUAAAGGUCGAAAAUAUUUCUCUGAUGAUGAUGCAGACAGUGAUUAUAUGAUUUCAAAUGCCGACGCUGAUUCUGUUGAAUCAUAUGAUUAUAAUCCUAGUUUUAUUAUUAGUAGGACUAGUGACGAAAUAAUGAUAUUGGUAAUUCAUCAGUAGAUGAACAACCAGCCCCGCCCCAGCUAAAGUGCACAUCAAUAUGGAUUUUUCUUUAGGCUCACCAUGGCUAAACCCAGAUGAAAAGAUAUGACAAAUUUAUGUAUCAAAAUUUAAACCCAAGUCUGGUUUGCUUGUAAAGGGCAUACAUUUCUCUUUAAUUCCAUACCAAACUUAGCAUUUUGUGAUAAAAACCAAAACAUUAUGAUGGUUUAGAGAUAGCAUAGCAGUGCUAACAAAUAUGCAAAAUUUGAUAAUUCAUCAGAACGCUGAAAAUAAUUCCGGAGUGAAAGAGUUAAAAAAUGUUUAGCAUGGGUAACAUGCAUCUGUAAGUUACUUUUACAAUAAUAAUAUAUUGCAAAAUUAUGUUUAAACAAAUAAAUUUUUUUUUUUCUAAAUUAUAUAUAAAUGAAAUACUAAGUAUGUGUAUAAGUAAGAAAGAAUACUAUAACUUCCUGUGUCCUUUUUUAGUUUGACAUCUCGUCACUUUGAAGGAGCAGAUUCAAGACCAGUAUCUGGUACACGAUUAUCACCAUUAGAUCAUGUAAGAUUUAUUCAGUUUAAAUUGAAUUAAAUAAAUAAAUCCAGCAAAAAAAAAAAAAGGGAUGAUCACCAUUAUUAUCCUUCACAAAGGGUGCUAAAUGUUUUAGUAGUCAACUUGCCCUAAGAGUAGAUUUAAGAAAAGAGAACUGAGAUCUCAAAGCCAGACAAUUAAAACCCUUUUGUUUUGUUUUGUCCAUAUGAAGCCAACUAAAAGACAAGAAAGCAAUGUUGUUGUAAGUUUUUCAGUGUUUCCAUAGAAGUUGUUACCGUAAUUAACUUAAUUUAGCAAUAUCAAAAGUCAUUUCAAUCUGGCACUUCCAAAACUCUAGUAGAUGGUGGUUGAUAAAAUAGUUAAAAUUCGGAAUAUAUAUAAAUCAUUAUAUUUAACAUCUGGUCAAACAUUCACCUCGAUCAAUUGUAUGGAUGUAUCAUACAGAUUUAAAGCUGUUUUGGAGGACUGCAUGUGUUUCAGUUUUAUGAUACCAUCUUAAUGUUUGGUGUGAUUUCUUUGCCAGCAUCCUAAGGCUGUAAGUCCUGGAGAUCUUGAAAACAUUCUUGUGCCCCGACCUCCGCCUGUUGAGCCUACCAAGUCUGCACCCAGACGUGGCUCUGGAAACCGAACUCGUCUCCCUUCAACUCUGAGCCUAGAAGGUGUAGAAAACUCAGUUUCUCGUUCUGGCCAAGGAGAUGGUGAGUUAACUUACUUUUGAUGGAUAUGAAUUAAAAAUGGUGUUAUAAUGACAGUUUUUUUUUUUCUGGUCUUCAAAUUCAUGAUUUAAAUAAUAUCACUUUUUCACUUGUAAUCACAAAUGAUUAUACCAUAAGAAUGGGCAUGCUUAUUAUCUCCCUACGUCCUUUUAAACUUUCAAUAACAAUUUUAAGACGAGGAAAAAAUUGAUCCCAUUAAUUGAUCCAAAUAGGUUGUCUUUUGGAUGUAUCAUUUUAUAGGCAAUAGGUUUAUUAUUAGUUUGAGCUCUGUUUACCGCACUCUUCUUCUGACACCUUUAAUGCCAGUGAAGAUAUUGUAAAAUUGCAAACUUGAGGUGCCUAAAUACUAUACGAUUCUUUGUCAUAUUCAAGCGUUUGCACUUUUCAGGAUACAAUUAUUUGCUUUCUUACAUUUGUCUUUUAAAGUCCAUAUCUCUAAAACAUAUGUUCAUCCUUCAUUUGUAUCAAAUAGACUACAUCUACUCAGAAUCAUCUAGAGAUAAAGUACCAACGGAAUUCAAUAGCCCUGGAGCCGGGGACUCUCAAAUUAGUGUUACAUAUCCCACUUCCAGUGAGAGUAGAGAAGGCAGUGCAGGCAGUCGGAAAUCUAGCGCUGGAAAAUUAAAUCGAACUGGUAAAUCUGCUUUUAAAAGCUUGCCUUUGAAAGUUUGUUUUCAAUUGUAAGAAAAUUAAAUAGCUAGUAAGCAAAUAAAUAAUUGAGUAUUUAAUCAUAAAUUGGCUUGAAACACACGUUAUUUUUUAUAAUCCAUCGUAGGCAGUGCUGGAAAACAUGAUCCACAAGAAUCAGAAGAUUUUUACACAUCAGAACUUGAGCCUCUGGUAGCAGAACUAGCAUCAUUGACAAAAAGUAGGUUCCUAGUAAAUUGGAGAUAUAUGCAUAAACCUAAAUGGUUAAUUAAUAGCAGCAUGACUAUGGUAAGUUAAUACCGUUUGGCAGAAUGUAAGUAGUUAUAUCAAAGACAUCAACUGUAGUAAUGAUAUGAACUACAUUUAAAGAGCAAUUUAAGUGUUUACCUCAGUGUAAAUGUAUAAAAUUAGCUCCAGACAAUGUGAACAAAAAAAAAUUAAAGUGUGAAUAGAUUAGUGUUUUUCAUAUGUAAUCAUUCAUAUGAUUAAAAAAAACAUCUAAAUAUACAACUGAUUGUUUACAAAAAAUCUUACAUGCAAAGGCUAAGUUCAUGUUCCCAUUGAACUAUCUGGAAAGGGAUAUGUUGAGUGGUUCAAUUAGAUUCAGCUGUUGUUUUUGAUUUGUUUUGUUGUUUUUUGUUAAAGGAUAAGAAAGUGCAAAAUUAAUUUCAAAAGUAUUACUGAACAUUCUAAACAUCAUUUCAUCAAAGUUGUAAUGAAUAAAUAAAUUUGAUGUGAUAAAUAUUUUAAUUUCUUGUUUGUUAUCAUCCAGUUUAAAGUUUUUAUAAUUUAGGAUUGUUUAAUUUUUAAAAAAUCAUCAAUUGCCCCUAAUUAUUUGUCCACUCUGAUUUCUAGAAAAAGACUGUGAUCGCAUCCAUGAACUGGCUGGACAUCUGUACAGUACUCUGGAGUGUCAUAACUGUUUGUCUAAACAGUUUCCUCAUAGGUCAAGUCUUUUGAAGGCAAUUUUUAAACUUUUGGAUGUAGAUGAGCCUAGGGUCUUAUUGAGACUUGCUAGACUUAUUCUUGCAGUAAGUUUUAUGCCUCAUAUCUAUACACUAUUGCACUGGUUCACCAUGUACCUAUUUUUUCAACUAAAUUAUCUAUGCAUUGUGGAACAAUUAACCUUUAAUUAACUAUACAUCUGAUCAGUCUGAUACUUAAACUGUGAAUUUUAAAGGUUUUUGUUUUGCUGCUAAGAUGGAUUGUUUUAAUAGAUACAUAUACUUUUAUUUAAAUAUUGUGUAAGCUUGUUGCUUUUACUUUCUAUGACAGUUUAAAGUGAGUGGAAACAAUCUUUUGAACGUAUGCAAGCUUGUGUUCAAGGUCAGCCGCAAUGACAAGAAUGAUUCUUAUUUUUUAGAAGAAAAUAUACUAAGUAAGUUUAGUAAGUUUGUUAGUAUGUUUGUGUCUAACUAAUUUGUUUUAAAGCUUUAUUGCAGUCCAAAACUCUUAUUGUUAGUAUGAAGAGAACCUAAGUAUUUGUCAAUUUUGUUUGUUAAAUUGAAUUAAAAUUUUCAAAAUAUCAUAUAACUCGGAUGAGGCUUGAUUUAUUAUACAUGUUUUUCAAAAAACUUAAAAACCAAGACUGUUCAAAGGUUAACUGUUGAUCUUGCCUUUAUCAGACUUACUUCUAGAAACUAUCAGGAAUGCCGACCCCAAUCAGUCAUGUGAGGCCCUAAUAUAUUGUGUUGGUGCAGUCAAGUUUCUAACUGGGAAUCCUGACAUCUUAAAAAGACUUGCCAAGUUGGACUGUGUCAAAACUUUGGCCUCACUCAUGCAUUCCAUAAACAAAAUUGUGAGCAAUGUUUAUUCUAUUUUAAGAUUUCUGUAACUGGAAUUUUCUGAAAAUAAAAUACAAUGGACUAUUGGGUGAAAUAUUUACAAAUGCGUAUAACAUAAAUUCAUGGAAUAAUUUAAUUAACUUGUACAUUUUAACUUCUAGGUCUAACUUUAAGUCUUAUAUUUAAUUUAUUUGACAUCUAAUUUCAAUGAAACAGUUCAAAUUAUUUUCCAGGCUGAUACUAAUUGAAAAGUUACAUACUUAGUUCUUAGCACAUUAUAGACAUCUUAACAUUCUUGUUUUUGUUUUUUUUUGUCCCACAGAACAAAGAGAAUGGAAAACCAGGUGACCAGUUUGGACAUAUCCUUGUUCAAGUGAGUACUUAAUAAAUUCCCUUUCAAUCUGUUCCAUAAAUUACCAAUUUACAUAUUUUAUAAAUUUGAAAUUUAUCAUCUAACUAUGAGAUUAUUUGUAAUAAAUAGUUUUCAAGUAAAAAAUAUUCAGUUUUAUAAUAAUCAAGUGAAUUAUAAAAAAAUGAGGAAUGAAUAAUUGUCAAAAAGAUUGUAUACUUUAUUACUUAAAACAUUUUGUUGUAAAGUCUUGUGACAUCAGGUAUUCCAAGGUACAAAUUAAAGUCCAUAUUAUGUUUCUGUCAUUUUAACUUCAUAAUUUGCUCAUAAACUUUUUAGAUGCACCGCUGUUGACAUUUUUUUUUAAUAGCAAAAUAAAAACUAAAUAGUUCUUAAAAUGCUUAUUUAAACACAAAGCUGCAAGUUUUUAGUGAGAAUCGGUAAUAAGUUGUGCUUCAGAUUUAUUUAUCUUUUAAUUAAAAAACGUGUAUUUUUUCUCCUCCCAAUUAGCUUACAGCUGCUCUAAGAAAUCUUGCAGACACCACCUCUGGGAGAGAUAGGUUUCUUACUCACAAUGUUAUAGAAGGUCUUGUACAUCUUAUGGAUUCUUACUCGGGGGAUAGUGAUUUGAUGAUGUAUAUUUCUAGAAUAUUUAGGUAGGUCUUAGAAUUUUUCCACUGCAAAUAGAGUCUUACUCUGAUAAUGUUACAGCAGUCAGACUAAAAAUAUUUUGUUAGUACAUUUUUUUUUUCAUGAUAUCCGGAGCUAAUUUCUUAAAAUUGUCAUUCCCAGUGUUUCAUAAAUAAUUUUUUUUUAAAGUCCACAGUAACGAAUCACCUAUAAAAUCAUCUAAUAAUUUCUUAAUUCACUUUAAGCAGUAUUUAAUCUCAUCCUCCAGUGCUAGGAAUAAUAAGAUUAUACGUAAUAGCUAGCAGUAUAUUCCAAUUAUAUAAAAUAUAAUGACCAGUAGAUAAGAUAGAGUUGUUGUUCAUUAUAAAUAUAAAGUGUUUUAAAUGUGCUCCUCUAAUUUUAAAUAACUCAUUUCUUCUGACAGUAAAAUAACCCUUCACACAGACUGCUGCUCAGUAUUAGCGAAUCAACCAACAUGCUACAAAGCUUUUGUGCAUCUCCUCAAGAGGCAUGUACUGAAAGAAGUAUGAAACCAUUUUUUUGUCCCAUAAAAAUAUCUCAUUGAAAUAUAAAUUCUUUCCUCUCUGUCAAAUUUGAAUUAAGAUAAGAUAAUAUUCUUUAUUGAUCCAAAUAAAUGGAAGUGUUUUUUUUAUUACAUCUACAUAUUCAUUUUCAGCACAUAAAUAAAUACAUUUUUAAACCAAGACAAAAUUUGACAUUAUAACAAUUUAAACACAAGACAUCUAAAGUAAGUUAUUUUUUUUGGUGUGAUGUUUACAAUGUGGAAUAUUUCAGGACUUGGUAGUUCGGCUGUGCUUUGUCCUGGGUAAUCUCACAAUAAAGAAUGAAGCAGCACGACUGAAACUGUUCCAAGAAAGCCACUCAAUUGAAACAUUACUUCUCAUUUUGAAAACAUACUUGGAGCUCGACCAACAGGUAUGUGAGAGAUUUUUUCUUGAAAGCCACCUCAUUAUUUGUGCUUUUCAAUUUUAAUCUAAUAUUUUUAUUACCAUAUAUACUUGCAUAUAGGACACACCAGUGGAUAAGUCAGACCCAUGAAUUAAGAUGGUCAAAGUGGUUAUUUGGGGUUAACUUGCCAAUAGGUAGCACUAGAAUAUAAGGAGUUAGAUAACCCUUUUUUAAUGUAAAUAUAAACAUCACAAUGUGUUUCCAUAAAAACUUGAAAACUGAAAAAUAAUUUUCAUAAACUACAUGAUCUCUCUUGAACAUGAAAAAUGAUUUUCCUCUGCUUGAGCGUUGGCAGAGGACAAUCCAACUUUUUGGAUAAAUGACUUCUCCACACUGAACACCUGUAAGCAAAAUUGUGAUUGGUUGUAAUGGCAUGGUAUUUCCUUAUCGAGUGUGGGGCUGAUCUAUUAAGACAAAAACUUUGAUGAUCGCCUCAGUCCUAAAAUUACUUGUAAAUGACAGUCUUUUAAUGGUGAAUCAGAUUACAAAUGGUAAAUAUGAGCAUUGCAGAUUUAAUUUGAUGUGUGGUACGAUACGGUUGGAAGAGGCGUUUGCAUAAAAUUGAAAUAUUGGGGGAAAAUUUGUUUUCUCCCUAGCUCUCGCAUAUGCUCUAGCCAUGGCCACGCGCCGCCAUCUAAUUCAGAUCACUGAUGUCGUGUGGAUAGGUUGCACCCCUUAUUUUCAAUCAAAAUGUUGGAUAAAAAUGUGUGACCUAUACCCGAGUAAUAGGGUAGAACUUCCUGGAUUAUAAUUAUUUAAAAUACAUCAUUAAAAUUGUAAAAAUUAUUUUAAAAUAAAGUGUAUUGAAGUAACUUAACGGUGUAAUUUUUUUACCCUUUAUUUAUGAUAGCAUCUUCUGAAUCAUAAUAACUAUCAUAUUCCUUAAACUUCCAUUAAUCGUUACAUUCAGUUUAUUUUUAGGCAAAGCACAAUCCUUUUAAUCUUCAUGUUUAACCACACACUUGCUAAUUUAAUUUCUCCCAAAUUUCUGUACUUCCUGCUACAUAUCUAACCAACAAAAAACAGCAGCGAAUGUUGGAUUUAGAAGCUGUAUAAUAUUUAUUGAAUAAGUGUGGCCACAUAAAGGCACAAGUUGAUUUAACUUUGUGUUUAGGGUAAAACCUGCGCAAGUGCCAACAGUGAAGACUCAAAGCUGAAUGGAAAAGUUGAAAGUGAGACAGAAGCUGACGUGAACAAGGUGGAAGAUGUUUUGAUCAAAGUAAGUUUAGCCAUAAAAUUAGCGACAGUGGUUUAAUUACAGUUAUGAAUUUUUCAUAUAAUUUGCCCCUGUAAAAUAAAAAUGUGAGGAGGCUGCCUUGUAAAUUCAAAAUGACACAUUUUUAAUUUCUAAAAAAAAUUUAUAAAUGAUCUUGUUACUAAAGCGAUGAUAAAUAUUGGGAAGUGGCUAAAAAAAAUAGGUGCGAAUCAGGGAGAGACCAUGACUGUGAAAUGGCAGUUGGUCAUGCAUAAAUUAACUGUGGUGUUUUCUUUAUCCUUGGCAUGGCACGUCUUCCUCUAAUUCAGGUGAUGAGAGUGCUGGCCAAUCUGACCAUCAAUGAAGAGGUGGGAUCUGCUAUCAGCCAAAACUCUGUUUUCUUGCAGCUGUUGCUCAAUGUUGUUGGUGAGUUCCAUUCUUUGUUUCAUUCUUGUAAGGCCACGCUGGCUAUGGUCCUGGGGGGAUGGAUUUUUGCUAAAUAUUGAACUAUAUUUUGUGUCAUGUCUUUGAAAUGCAAUUUUUUUAGUCCUUAAAUACUAUUUUUCAUUUUCCUUCUUUAUUUUAAUUAUAGUGCAUGUUUGUUGCCAGGGUAAAAAUGUUGUUGUUUUCCCCAACAGAUCAGAAGGACAUCAUCGAGCAAGAGGAAUUGGUUGUGAAUGCUGUGGUUGCUAUAAAUAACUUGUCCUAUUACACAACGCAAGAUGAGUCUCAAAUGGCAGGUCAUCUGAACAUGGCAAGAAGUACGUGUAAAAGCUAAAAUUUUUGUAAAGCUUAUUAGUUGAUAGUUUAGGGAUGUACCAAUAAGCCGAUUGGCAGAAUGAUGACUUACAUAUUCAGUUGUGAUAACUGCCCUAAUUUGUUCUAAAUUUUUAUUUUGGGUUCUAAUAUGAUUUUCCAAACUAAACAUUCUUAGCAUUAAUAUCACAAUGAAUUACAUUUCAAAUAUGGUCAUGUUGUUAAGUGCUCUCUCAUGGUCGUCUGUAGCUUUAUUUUCAUUAAGAGAUCAUGGACCAUCUCAUGUGAGCUCCAGAUAACCUCAUCAAGAGUUCACAUUCUUUUACCAUUGAAAUGGCUCAUGGACCCAAAUCACUAAAAUAGUAAAUUAAAUUUGAAGAGGUCCUCAUCAGUCCAUCAACAUGUGUUUUUAAAAAGUUAAAAAUCAAAUGGUUAAAGAACUGCUCCUACAGACUUGCUGUUACUAACCGAUCAAUAGUUAUUGCUAUAGUCAUACAUAUUGACUUCACCUGACAAAACUUUUUAAAAGAAAUAUUUUCACUUGUACUUCAACAGUAAAAAUCACAAAAUAUCAUUUUGACCAAAUGUUGUUACAUCAAAUUAUAGUUAGAACUUGCAUACUUCCUCUGUACAUCAUCACACAAUGUUUCAACAUCUAACAGCUCAUUUGUGGCACAUUGGUGGGUUAAUACUUUUCAAAAACAAAACUUAUCAGCACAUGCUUUAAGGAUACAAUUUUGAAAGCACAUUAAACAUGCUGGUACUUGAACAAUGCAGCUGCCUCAAACAAAGCAGAGAAAUAAAUGUGCUUUUCUUUUGUUACAGGCCUGCUUAAGUUAAUCAUGAACAAUAACAUGGAAGGCAUCCUAGAGGCAGCUAGAGUUUUUGGUAACCUUACAAGACACAAACAGAUACGAGACUUUUUAUCACAGAAUAAAGGUAUAAAGAUCUAUUCAUUUCCACAAUGCCAUUAGGUCCUGGCAAUUAUUAAUUUCUGUUUCCUAUAGCUUUGUUUGCUCAUAUUAUUCAAUAAAUGCAUAGUUAACUGUUAUUGUUUAAGAAAAUACAAAAAUUCAUUAGAAAGUUGUUUGUUAAUUGAAUCGUUUGUCAAUCAUUUAAUGCUGGAAUAGGCAAACUAUGGCUAGUGAGGCAAUAGUGACUCGCGCCACCAUUUUGAAUAGCUCGCGCUCCCUUUAGAAGAAUAAAAUAAUUUAAAUAAUUUAAAAUGGAAAAGAAAAAAUAGAAAGUGUAAUUUAAAUUUUCGAAUCCAGAUGUCACUACUAUGAUUAUUAACUGAAUUCCACAUGAUGUGUGAUAUUAAUUUUUUAUUUUAAAAUAAUUAAUUCCUUAUGAUCCACCCACCAAAUCCCGCUUUCACUAUUUAUAGCUACUGUGCCUCUGUUAUCUCUUGAAUCUUGUUCCCAGCCCCAGAAGUUUGCCCAUCCCUGAUUUAAUGUCUUGUCAAACAUUAUUUACAUAAUGGUAAACCAGCCUUUACACAUACCAUAUUUGAAACUUACUUUUUUCUCUGUCUUCAGUUGAUGCAAUAAUGGUGACAUUACUAGACUCCAGCAGCAGGGAGGUAGUUUUCAUCGCUUGUGGUGUCCUCAUUAACUUCAUGCUUGAUGAAGAGAAAAGAUCUAUGUUAAAAAAAGAAGGAGGGAUUAAAAAGUAAGAAGCCAGUUCUGUUACUUGAUGUUUCAACUUUUUUUGAAAAGUUUCUGUGUUUUAAAAGUUUUUUUUUGUAAUAAAGAAAUAGUUACUGGGAAUUGUCUUUUUAAUGAAUGACCUGCUAUUUUAAUUUUGUUGGUUAUGGGAACUAUAUCUUUGGGUUUCUGAAACUUCAGUAUUUCAUAGUAAUUUCUAACGCAGUAAAAUGUAAAACUUCAAUAAUUUAUGAAGGUGUGGAAUAAUGUUUGUUAAUUUACAUCUAUUCAUGUAUAUCCGAAAUCCAUUUGAAAUUAAUAAACUGUAAAUAAAUAAACCAUUUCUACUUUUUAAUAAAAAAUGAAUCUGUAAGAUGAUCUUCUCCCUUCAGAUUGAUAGAUGUGUUGCGAGAUUUCGGCAGAGAGGACUGGCAACUGAGUGGAUGUGUGUGCAAAGUUUUGAUCAACUACAGCUGUCGCAUUCAUUCAAGUACCAACAGUUUUGGGCAGGAGGAGGCAACUGAACUUACAGAUAUACUAACAGAAUACUUAGGUACCUCAUUUGAACUCAGUUUGGUUUUGUACAUUUUAGUGAUUUAAAAUUAAAAUUCAGAAAUAAUCUUUUUUUAUUGUUUUGAUUGUGAAGAGUGUGGCCCUGUGGAUUGGCUUCAACUUUUUAAAAACUUGGAUUGUCAUAUUUUAGAAAACAAAAUGUUAGUUACACUAACCAAAAAGUGUAAUGGUGCUCUUUUAAUAGAUCUAAUUUUAAUAUUUUAUUUUUUGGUCUUGUCAUAGUUUGACAAAUAAAAAAAAUGUUGUAUUUUUCCCCAGACAAAGACUCAGCAUUGGGAGACUCACUGGCCAACGCUGCUGAUGAGGAGAUGAGGGAAUACAUUGAGGAUCUGUGGCAUGAGGAGUUCUGCUCGGUUGGAACUCAGCUGUUGAAGAGGAUAGUAUCCCAUUUAUCCCCCUUGGAACCUCUGGAAGCCCCGUCUUGACAUUCACUGGUCUAGGGUGGGUCCUUGGUGGAAAUAAAAAUCUGAUUGGCUGGUCAUGUAGGGACACUAUAAAUAGCUGUGAGCCUGUUUUUUUUCUUGAACCUGAUGGGUAACUAAUUAACUGUGAUAAUGAAAAGAUCAAGCUUUUUUACUGAGCAUUUUCAUGGGCUCUUUGUGGCUUCUUCUUAAGACCAAAGGCUGGAAAGAAAAUGUAAUGAUUUAUCUAUUAUCUUUUUGAUGUCUAUCUGAGCACAAAUUUCUCAAUGUUUUAUUAAGUGAAUUUAAAACUUAAAAGCCAAGCUGCACUAAAAGGAAAUUGUUUUGAUUUUAACAACUUCUUUAGGUCAGAAAAAUUAUGGGCACCUUGCUUUUAAAGCAAAUAACUAGGAAGAAUGGUAUAAUUAUUGAAAAGUUUGACUGAGGUGAGAUUUAUUUUGUUUCCUUUGAAAUUAAUAGAACAAUUUGUUCCCUCAUUUCCUGGGGGAAAAAAAAACUACAGCUAUUGUCUCUUGUAAGUUAUGUUGCGCUAGGGUUGUGGAGAGCUCCUGGUGUUGUGGAGAACUCCUGGUGUCGCAAGCCCUGCUCUUAUGUACUGCUGGAUUUGUUCAAACUGAGUAAUUCAUGAUGAGUUUAUGUCUAGCUGUUGUCAGUGUAAUCCAUUCUGCCAUAUCAGUAUUGUGUCCUUGUGCUGCAUAUAGUCUGUCGUGGCACUACUUCAUUUCAUCUCAUGGUAGUGGGAAAAUUCGGUUAGUGCUGAGCUAGUCAUUCUGUCAUUCCUGUAGAAGAAUACAUGAGGUGUCAUUAAUGAACUCUAUAAUGUUUUGGAUGAUAAAAUUUGACAUGUUGAUUAAAUCAAUGGUUGAAACCAUAAACAAUGAAGGAUGAUAUAAUUGACAUAUUGAUUAAAUCGAUUAAAACCACACACAUUUUGUUUAAAAUGAAGGAAGCUAAAGCAGGACCAUUCAAAAGGUCAUCAAUUUGAUGUAUGUAGAUUAAAAGUCCAACAAUGCUAAUGACAGCUGAAUUAAUGAUCUUUGUUUAUAAAUACUAUAAACUCCUUUUAACAUCUUAGGAUUUGUUAACCCAGGUAAACUAACCUG
Molecule: messenger RNA, 13595 nt
Organism: Lymnaea stagnalis (great pond snail)
Lineage: Eukaryota; Metazoa; Mollusca; Gastropoda; Lymnaeidae
Source: the annotation of a GenBank genome assembly